UCCUAGGCCCGGGCCCGACCCCUGCUAUCUGCCAAUGCAGCCUGCGCGCUCUGGCGUCCUGUCUUAUUUGUCUGCUAAAUUAUCGGUGCACUACCGACUCUGGACACCUAGCAUUUCCCAGUCAACAUUCACGAAUCGGGCUCCACUUCUCUAGGACAAGAUUUUUUGGUGAGCAGAAAGGAAAGUGCUUUUUCCCAGGACCUGAUUCCCGAGGUUAGGUUUCCACCGUCCGGGAUGGCUCGCCGCAGCAUGGACCGGUGCCCGCCGCACCUGGGAGUCCGGGGCCAAAGUUUCUCCUACGUGGGGCACGAGUGAGGGGCGAGUGAGAUAACCGGAUGCGAGUUUCUCCCGGGGCGGGGGUUGGUUCUCUGUUACUCCCCUCACUUUCCUGUCCCUUUGCUCUCCCACCUCCUUUCUCUGGCCUCUGCUGUCCCCAGUCCCUCUGCUGCUGUCCCCCCCGCCGCCCCACAGUUUUAUCUUGUGUUCCGUUCCCCCCGCCCCCCGUCCUUUCACUCCAGUUUGUAGCUGGCUCUUGGAUGUCUUGGCUCCUUGCCCCUUCCGGGUCCUCGACCACUGGGCAUCCCCGGCCCCUCAACCGAUCCGCGUGUCACCGCCCUCCCUCGCCAGCCGUAAAGCACAGCCAGGCAGGCACUGAGUAGAUGAGUUGGGGUAACCUACCCGAUGGGAACUACGGCUUUCCAGAGAGUUUGAUUGCCAGAGCGAACUUGGCUAGGAAAGGGGAGGAGCUGGGGGGCGUGGGCAGGGAGGAGGAAAGGGGCCUGAGCCAGGGCCCAGGGACAGGUUUUACCGCUGAGCUGUGUCAGUGGCGGCAACGACGGCGGGUUCGCGCCACCUGUCCAAGUGCCACCUGGUAAGCGCGGAGCAGCGGGGCCAAGCCCCUCCUCCCGUGGGCCCUCUGCGCUCCUCCCUGGCCCGCGCUCUCCCUCCGCCUGGGUGCCCAGUCCCCAGCACCGGAGAGUACUGACCCGCGUUUCCACCCGGUUUUCUUUCCCUCUCAGGUCUUCGCCGGGCUGGGGCUAAGCAAGCUCUCGGAGUGACCGUGGGUGACAGCGGCUCCAGGGACUCUUGGGGCGCAGUGGGGAAAGCGCCGGACCACCAUGCCGCGCUCAUUUCUCGUCAAAAGCAAGAAGGCUCACAGCUACCACCAGCCGCGCUCCCCAGGAUCAGACUAUUCCCUCCGUUUAGAGAAUGUACCGGCGCCCAGCCGAGCAGACAGCACUUCAAAUGCAGGCGGGGCGAAGGCGGAGUCCCGGGACCGUUUGUCCCCCGAAUCGCAGCUGACCGAAGCCCCAGACAGAGCCUCCGCAUCCCCAGACAGCUGCGAGGGCAGCGUCUGCGAACGGAGCUCGGAGUUUGAGGACUUCUGGAGACCCCCGUCACCCUCCGCGUCUCCAGCCUCGGAGAAGUCGAUGUGCCCAUCGCUGGACGAAGCCCAGCCCUUCCCCCUGCCUUUCAAACCGUACUCAUGGAGCGGCCUGGCGGGUUCUGACCUGCGGCACCUGGUGCAGAGCUACCGACCGUGUGGGGCCCUGGAGCGCGGUGCUGGCCUGGGCCUCUUCUGUGAACCCGCCCCGGAGCCGGGCCACCCGGCCGCGCUGUACGGCCCAAAGCGGGCUGCCGGCGGCGCAGGGGCCGGGGCGCCAGGGAGCUGCAGCGCAGGGGCCGGUGCCACCGCUGGCCCUGGCCUAGGGCUCUACGGCGACUUCGGGUCCGCGGCAGCCGGGCUGUAUGAGAGGCCCACGGCAGCGGCGGGUUUGCUGUACCCCGAGCGUGGUCACGGGCUCCACGCAGACAAGAGCGCUGGCGUCAAGGUGGAGUCGGAGCUGCUGUGCACCCGCCUGCUGCUGGGCGGCGGCUCCUACAAGUGCAUCAAGUGCAGCAAGGUGUUCUCCACGCCGCACGGGCUCGAGGUGCAUGUGCGCAGGUCCCACAGUGGUACGAGACCCUUUGCCUGCGAGAUGUGCGGCAAGACCUUCGGGCACGCGGUGAGCCUGGAGCAGCACAAAGCCGUGCACUCGCAGGAACGGAGCUUUGACUGUAAGAUCUGUGGGAAGAGCUUCAAGAGGUCAUCCACACUGUCCACACACCUGCUCAUCCACUCAGACACUCGGCCCUACCCCUGUCAGUACUGUGGCAAGAGGUUCCACCAGAAGUCAGACAUGAAGAAACACACCUUCAUCCACACUGGUGAGAAGCCUCACAAGUGCCAGGUGUGCGGCAAGGCAUUCAGCCAGAGCUCCAACCUCAUCACCCACAGCCGCAAACACACAGGCUUCAAGCCCUUUGGCUGUGACCUUUGUGGGAAGGGUUUCCAGAGGAAGGUGGACCUCCGAAGGCACCGGGAGACGCAGCACGGGCUCAAAUGAGCACCCUGGCUGGCUGCAAGCAGCAGCUACACAACACUACGGAGGGCAACCUCCCUGCUUGCCACCAUUCUGCUCCCUGCUUGCCACCACUCCCUUCUGACUUUCCAGACCCCAGGUCCAGUCUGCAGAUCCCACCAGGGUGCUCCUCCUUUGCCUUACCUCCUGGAGCUGCCAGAGGAGAUGAGGUACCUUUCCAAAGUGCAGCCAAAAGUGAGAACCAAGGGACUGUCUAGGCUUCAGACACAAAUAGGCUCCUCUACACCUGAAGACAAAGGCAAGGUCAAAUGGGGACCAGAAUAAAUCUUAGACCCCACAGUCCCUCCCAUUUCCAGCCCUAAUCUGCAGACAGGAAUGCCCUUCAGGUUUCUUCCCUCUCCCUCUUGACCUACCCCAGAUAUUUGUGUGGAAGAGGAGGAAUCACCAUUUACAAGGUGGACAAAUGCUAAUAUUUUUAUCUAGAAAGAAGAGUGAGUGUUAACUUUUUUUUUUUUUUUUCUUCUGGGGAGUCUGUUGACUCCUUUCUUCUGGGUGCUGCCUAUAAAUCUUGGAGGAAUCAUUUCUCCUCCUCAAAAACUGAUUCAGAAACUGACUUGGGGAAGGAAUUUAAUACUUUGAAGUCAUGAGAUGCACCAUCAAGGCUACCCCCAAGAAGGGGCAGAAGAGAAGUUGAUGGGAGGGGAUUAGAGGUCCUCCCUUCAGGAGGCCUGUGAAAGCCUCAUCAGUGGAGAUAAAAGCACGAGCAAUGCCUGUGGACAAGAUGUCAUUCAUUCACUCAGCAAAUGUUCAUGGAUCACCGGCUACCAAAGUACCAGGCACCAUGCUAGGUGUUGGGGAAGAGAGACGGAAGUCACAACCCCUGACUGCUCCUUAAAAGCUAAUGGUUGCACCUCCAAGUGACUGGGUCUUGGAGGGAAUUCUGAGAAGACAACACAGAAUUAUAAACCUUCCCUUUUGACCCUUUUGGAUUUUAUCAGGUGUAAAAAAGAAAAGUAGCUGAACAGUUACUUCAAAGAUAUGUGUGUAUAUUCAGUUUUUUAUUGUUAAGCUGAUAUUUUAAAGAUGUCUGAGCUAGCAGGCAUGUGGGAAUGAAGGCUCUGUCUUCAACUCUUUGAUCCUCCAUGUGUACCAUAGAGGGGGGAAAAAGUGGUAUUUUCACUUUGAUGAGGUUGGUAAAUGUUUUUAGAUCUUCUGGUAUGCAUUAUGUUUGUUAAUACAUAUUUAUUAGAGUGAUGUUUUAAGUUAAUAAAGUAUUAAGACUAU
This is a messenger RNA of Chlorocebus sabaeus (green monkey), 3647 nucleotides long. RefSeq names its product growth factor independent 1 transcriptional repressor (gene GFI1). Gene Ontology annotation, biological process: regulation of transcription by RNA polymerase II. Gene Ontology annotation, molecular function: RNA polymerase II cis-regulatory region sequence-specific DNA binding; DNA-binding transcription factor activity, RNA polymerase II-specific. Lineage: Eukaryota; Metazoa; Chordata; Mammalia; Primates; Cercopithecidae. The record is from RefSeq and is a predicted model, not a curated record.